CGGCCGCAACUCGCCCUUUAUUUCAAACCUCAACCACUUUUCUCAAGAGCCUUUUCACCGGUCUAUUCCCGGAGAUAAAUAACAGUUAAAAAUUUGGCCGAUUUUAUUGCCAGUCUAUUUUUUUUUUAUCACGCGCUAAUGAUACGACGAUCUAGGGCGCAUGCGCAUGUGCUACUAGCGAGAAUCACCUGCGCCACCUCUUGCUCCCCUCGAUGGUGUGUCUAACGUGUAAAAAAAUCACGGUGGAUUUUAAAAUAAGAGAAAAAGGAGAAAUAAUCGGCGAUUCCUUGCGAGGUAGACGAGACCGUGGAAGGAGAACUGGAGUGGGAGGGAAGGUGGAACCGACCUGUCUCCUUUUUCUUGGCGCUCCGGCGCACCUCCGAUAGUUCCUCCACGUGUUCGACGUAUAUUCACCACCAGUGCUUGCCAAUCACACGAAUUAUUUCAAUUUUUCUCCAACUAUUACUUCAUUCUUAUCGUGUUUGUGUAGUUGUAUGGAAAUUGUGAUUUUUUAUUUCCCCUCGUUAUUAUGGUACCAAUUUUGGAGGGAAAUGAGAGUGCGUGAGGUCGACUGCUGCACAAGUGAUAACUUCAAUCAGUGAUAUAUUAAUUUAUAUUUUUCAUCGAUAGUUCAAAGUGCGUGAGCAUUGGUUUUUAGGGAUUUUUCGAGAUUAAUCAAACUGGAGGCGGAGGUCGAGGGCGGCGGAAGCCGCAGGGGUGCAACCCCAUCACCGUUGAACACCAUCAAUCCGAGACGGAGGCGAGGAAGCACGGAGGGGCUCGAGAUGCUGACGGACAUGACACCAGCUGCGGCUGGUCAGCUCUAUCCUCAGCUACAAUCUAUCACCAAGUCACCGGUUCACGGUCAUGUGUUUCAGGAUCAUCCUGGAUUGAGGGGAACUCCACUGGCGAUGCUGGCAGCACAGUGCAAUAAGCUGAGCAGCAAGAGUCCACCACCUCUUGCAGAUGCAGCGGUGGGUAAAGGAUUUCAUCCGUGGAAGAAGAGCCCUCAGAGCAGCGGCAGUUCUCCACAGCACAGUGGUAGCGGUGGUGGUGGUGGUGGUGGUUGCACGACAACUGGUGUCACGCAGAGGCCAGCGGCAACGAGUAGCGCAGGAAGUACUGGUGGGUAUGCAAGAGCACCAGUCACUUCUUGUGCAUCAACUGCACCACAAUACGGCAGUGAUUUGUAUUUCCCCGGGACAGCAUCGGCCCAACAGCCUGAUCCUCAUCAUCACCAGAGCAGUCUGCUCGGUAAAGUUGAGGGUGCAACACUUGGUUCAGUUUAUGGAAGACAUCCGUACGAGUCGUGGCCAUUCAAUGCAAUGCCUGGUGCAACCCACAGUGGAAUCAAAGCGGGAGAUGGCUGGUGGGAUGUUCAUGGAGCAGCAACCGGGGGUUGGCUAGAUGUUAGUGGAACAGUUGGUGUUCAUGCCCAAAUGGCAAAUUACUCAGCGGACUAUUCAACGAGUCUUGCAUUAGCUGGUAAUCAUUUAUUGACAUCAGCUACCACUGCCGGUCACAAUCUACUUCAAGAUACGUACAAAUCAAUGUUACCUGGUGGACCCCCUAGUUUUGGUCUGCACGCACAUCACGCGGCUGCAACAAGCGCAACUGGUGGUGCGGGCAGUCCUCAGGGUGGUACAGGAGGUGGUGUCAGUCAGGCACCAUCACCACGUUCACAAAGACGUUACACAGGGAGGGCAACGUGCGAUUGUCCAAAUUGUCAAGAGGCUGAGAGGCUUGGUCCAGCUGGCGUUCAUCUGAGGAAGAAGAAUAUUCACAGCUGUCACAUACCAGGAUGCGGCAAGGUGUACGGGAAGACGUCUCAUCUGAAGGCCCACUUACGGUGGCACACGGCGGCACCUUCGAACCCACACCGGAGAAAAGAGAUUCGCCUGCCCGGUCUGCAACAAGCGGUUCAUGCGCAGCGAUCAUCUCGCGAAGCACGUCAAGACCCACAGCAGCUCCAGUUCCAGCGGCGGCAGCAAGGCGGGGAAGGGAGCGGGGAGCUCAUCAGCCGAGUCCUGUUCCGACAGCGAGGACAACGUGAGCCAGCAGAGUCCCAAUUCCAACAGCUCGGUUCCAGUUGUACCAGUGGUACCACAGUCGGGACAGUCGCAGCAACAGCAGCAGCAGCAGUCCCUGUCAGUGGUACCACAGGGUGCACAGGACACCAGCGUAACGUCCCAGAACACCAUACACCAACCGACAACGCCCAUGACCCCAAUGCAGAUGACCCCACCCCCACUGACACCACACCAUCCCCACCACCCGCAUCUCCCGCCACUAAUGCAUCAUCCACAUCAUCACGCAACAUCCGUUCAGUCGCAUCAUCCGCACGCGGGGAUGAGCAUGCACUGAGCCCGGUGGGGCCCGGAGUCGCCGGUGUCUGCAAUAACGCUAACACAGCGACCCUGGGCUCCCCAUUAUCCUACCCAAUCAACCUGAAUCUCAUUCAUCCCCAUCAUCAUCAGUACAAUCAUUAUCAGUCACAAUCACAUCACCAAAAUCGUCACAACAAUAAUCCCGCAUACAACAUUACACAAAAUCCUGGCACUCCUGGCAAUGCUCAGACCCCAUCACCAACGUCCCCAGCACCUGUACAUAGUCUCUAAAUAGGAGUCUUUCACCAUCUCCUAACUGUUGUACUAUCUAUCCUCGGAGGAGAGCAUUUUCAAAUGGCUCUCUCAUCUUCUAAUCCAUUAUUGUCUAAUUAUUUUAUUAUUCAUUGCAUCGGAUAGCCAUCCGGAGAUGCUCUUAUCGGGGUCAAUUGCACUUGAUUAUUUUUAUUUUACUUCUCUCCGGACAAUUAUGACAUUUAUCUCCAUAAGUCCAUUAACAGUGGUCUUAUUUUUUUUUCCCUCCCCGAUUUAUGCACUAUUUUCACAUAAUUAUUUCCGUUGUCCGAAUUUUAUUCUACUUGUAAAUACUAUACAUAGCGCGUGAGAGAUGAAUAUUAUAUUAUUUAGAGUGAUAUAAUAUUGUAUAAAAGAUGAAAUACACCUACCAUAAUUACACGUAACGUCGUAUUUUUGCUUUUUCAAAAGGAAUAACACAAACGCUCGGUUGAAUCGACGCGUAUGUUAAUCAAUAACAUGAGAUAGAAAAAGAAAGAAAAUAAAAUAAAUUCAUACGGUCCAAGGAUUCCACGCGUCUGCACUGUUAAUCCACAGUCAACGUUCGCACCAGGUGACGGGUAUUUAUUUUUAUUUUAUUCACACGAAAGAACAGCAGAAGCAAUCAAUUGAGCUUGAGCGGAAUUUGGAAGAGUUGUUUUCCCCCUGUUGGCCCGUUAGCUUUUCUAGAAAGAGAAAAAUAUCGGGAUGGAACGAGACGCGUGGAAACUUGUCCGUGUACACUCGGAUGGUGCCCCAUAUCACGCCCAACCGCCCUAAAAAAACCUAGUAACUUUACUAUUAUUAAUUAUUAUUAAUUAAUAAAAUUAGAUAAUGAAUUAUUAUUGAAGUAUUAUUAUAAACAAAACGAAGAGAAGAAAUUAUGAAAUUCAUUUUAAAGAGUUAAAAAAGGAAAACGAAAAAACCUAAUAAAAGAUGCUUUUGUGAGUAUGAAAACGAAGCGUUAAUGAUUAUUUUGAUCACAUAUGCUUCCUAAAAUUCCCAAAUGUCUCUAUUUUAUUUUUAUUUAUUUAUUUUUCAUCAAUAAGGAAGACCGUGGCAAAAUUCAGUGCGGGGGCAAAAUGGAAUACUGUCAAAAAAAUGCAUCACAAUUAUUUCAUUUUGUUCGGGUAUUUAAUGUUGCCCCGGGUCACCCUUAUUUUUUUUUUUUUUCAAAAUCUGAAAGGUUAGAACAUCAAUCACUGAUAAAAACGUACCUCGUUUGGAUGAAUUUCAUGAGCGAGCGGUAACUCGUGACAAAUUCGCGUGUCAAUAAAAGAGAGAAAGGGAGAAUGGAGGGGUUGAGGUGGGGGAUUGAAAAUGGGUGGCUUUUGCGGCGCGGUAAUAUCGCACGGGCCGUUAGCUCCCGGGUUCUCCGAGCCAUGAAAUGUCCCGUCAUAACAUCAGCUUUUCGCCCCCCCCAUUCACCCCUCACUCACCCCCCUCAUUUCUCCAUGAUGCACGUCGUUGUCGUUUCUUUAUCUUCCCAUCUCUCUUUUCCUCUUUUUUUUUUCACCAACCCCACAUUCUCCCUCUCUCUCCAGCCAUCAUCACAUCAGCAUCCGGGUGACUUGGGGUGCAUCUGAUAUUGAGAAAUAAAAAAAAAAACGUCUGCAUUAAUUUUUUUUCAGAGAAUAAUAUGAUUAUUUUUCCUCUCUCUCUCACAAAAAUUUGAAAUAAAUAAUGUAAAGAAGGUAUUAAAGAUGUCGUAUAUUUAAAACCAUCAGGUUUUUAUUAUAAAUAAUUUUUAAUAGAUUGAACGUUGAGAAGUGGCUUGAGAGGCCGUUUUUGGUUAAUUUAGAAGUAUUUUCAGCCUCUUCAUCACGAAUAGCAACAGACGUCAACUAAUCACCGGCAACCAGUGCAAUGUUUACUCAAUCACCGGUUGGAGGCAUCCCCCCGACGGCUUUGUUGUAUCUCGGAGAUUAAUUCAAUUCCACUGGGGGUAACGAAAUGCUGGUUGUGUGGGGGCCCUCCUCCCUCCAUUUAUAUCGUCAUGAUGGUGUGGCUUGUUGAUGGAGAGUAAAGGGAGGGAGAGAUAAAAAAGAGUAAUGCAUUAUCGAGAGAGCUCUUUGGCGGUUAUUAGCGGGGAUGACUUGGCUCCAAAUCGCCCCAUUCAACUACUAGUCCCGGAUGGAUGCAACACAUUUUUAC
This is a messenger RNA of Fopius arisanus, 4772 nucleotides long. RefSeq names its product transcription factor Sp9 (gene Sp1). The coding region runs from base 786 to 2618 and encodes 610 amino acids. Gene Ontology annotation, biological process: regulation of transcription by RNA polymerase II. The record is from RefSeq and is a predicted model, not a curated record. The transcript has 5 exons. Gene Ontology annotation, molecular function: RNA polymerase II cis-regulatory region sequence-specific DNA binding; DNA-binding transcription factor activity, RNA polymerase II-specific. Lineage: Eukaryota; Metazoa; Arthropoda; Insecta; Hymenoptera; Braconidae.